AUGACCGGCCACGAAAGUGGCUCGACCCAGGCCUCGAACGCUGCUUCAGGGAACGAAAUGGAACCGAUAACUGCACUAUCAACGGAUGGGAUCACUCACCCGACCACGGCCAUCGGUAGCAAUCCUCAAGAUACGGCUGUUGCCCCAAAUCCAGUCGACACUGUUCCUCCAUCUGAGGGAGAGAGUAUAUCGCGCCCUCCGCCCCCGGGAGAGUCCGCCGAGGCUCGGGACACGGGCAUCCCGCCCGGGCAGUCCCUUGUUGACCAUCCUCCUCCAGCCCUUAUCGAAAAGAUUUCUCUAGCCGACGAAACAACCACGCCCCCGAGCGGGCAGCUGCAUGAGAGGUACGCAAAACUUUCCUAA
Molecule: messenger RNA, 363 nt
Organism: Orbilia oligospora ATCC 24927
Lineage: Eukaryota; Fungi; Ascomycota; Orbiliomycetes; Orbiliales; Orbiliaceae
Exons: 1
Coding region: 1-363 (120 amino acids)
Source: RefSeq, a predicted model, not a curated record